AUUAAGCCCUAGCGGGAGAGCCGCCUGGCAAAUGUGAAAUGUGCGCCAAGGCCCUGUGGGGGAUAUAAACAAACCACUUUUUACUGCAUUACUCCCGUAGGGCUUAAAUCAACAGCUUCUUCGUCAUCAAGCAUUAAAAAUAGAACAGAAAUAAUUAGCUCAUUUCAAAUCACAGUUUCAAAUUUUCUAUCAGUCACGUGCCAGGUGCCAAAUAGAAAUGUCCAACAUCCAUGUUUUGACAUUUUGUGUGUAAAAGAAGUGGCGAUUGAAAAAACAAAUAUUUAAGAAGAAUUAAAAGAAAAUCCAGUGCUGAUGUGUGACCCCAGUGUAUAGAGGUUGCUUUCUAAUUUGCCGCUAUGCGACCGUGGGAUAGUAAUUGUUAAAUAAACACAGAUUCUGCACCAAAAUGGUUGUAAAAUCGCCCCUAAAACGUACUGUUCGUAUUUUAUUACUAGGUGAUAGUGGUGUUGGCAAAACAUCCCUAAUUUUAUCCCUUGUAAGUGAAGAGUUCCCUGAAAAUGUGCCAGCGAAAGCUGAAGAGAUCACUAUCCCAGCAGAUGUUACCCCAGAACAGGUCCCCACAAAUAUUGUGGACUAUUCAGCUGCUGAACAAUCUGAGGCCGAGCUGAAUGAACAAAUCAAAAGAGCCAGUGUGGUGUGCAUUGUUUAUGCUGUAGAUGAUGAUGACUCGAUUGAUAGAAUCACCUCACAUUGGAUGCCAUUGAUAAGGCAGAAUCACCCAGACACUCCUUGUCCAGUAGUGUUAGUGGGAAAUAAGAUCGAUCUCGUGGAUUACUCUACUAUUGAUGGCAUUUUUGAAAUCAUGGAAGAAUAUUCAGAGAUUGAAACAUGUAUUGAAUGUUCAGCAAAGACCUUGAAGAACAUAUCUGAAAUGUUCUAUUAUGCCCAGAAAGCUGUAUUACAUCCAACUGCUCCUAUAUACUCUGUGGAAAAGGCAGAUCUGACAGAAGCUUGCAAGAAGGCCCUGGUCCGCAUCUUCAAAAUAUGUGACGUCGAUAAUGAUGGCCUUCUGAACGACAUAGAGCUGAACAACUUCCAAAGCAGGUGUUUCAACGCUCCACUCCAACCGCAAGUAUUGGACGACGUCAAAGCCGUGCUGAGGAAGAAUUUGGACGAUGGAGUGUGUCAGAAUUGCGUCACUCUGAAAGGGUUCCUUUACUUGCAUAGUCUUUUCAUACAGAGGGGGAGAAAUGAGACCACUUGGACGGUACUCAGAAAGUUCGGGUACAACGAUAAUUUGAAUAUGUCUAAGGAUUAUCUAUUUCCUAGUUUAAAAGUACCGUCGGGUUCAACGACAGAAUUAUCACAUAAGGGUCAUCAUUUUCUGACGCAUCUGUUUGACCGAUUUGACAAGGAUCACGAUCGUGCCCUAUCACCUGCAGAAUUUGAAGAGAUGUUCUCCACAUGUCCCACUCCCCCUUGGGGAGCCGACGUAGGGGCGAUGGUCCCUACUAACGAGAAGGGUUGGAUCACAUAUCAAGGGUACAUGUGUCAAUGGGCGUUGAUGACAUUAGUUGAUCUACCAAGAACCUUUGAAUACUUGGCGUACCUAGGAUACAAUGUAUAUGAAAAUGAAAGUCAAACCACAGCUGUGCAAGUUACAAGAGAGAAGAAACUAGAUCUGGCUAAGAAGCAGUCAAGCAGGAAUGUGUAUCAGUGCCAUGUGAUUGGACCAUCAAGUUCUGGAAAGUCUACUUUGUGUAGGAGUUUCAUCAAAACUCAACUAGACGGUAAGAACCUUCUGUCUGACAAAUCGACUGGCACUCCCACAUGCACAGUGAAUACAGUACAAGUGUAUGGUCAGGAGAAGAUACUAAUCCUGAGAGAUAUCAAUAUCAGGAAUGUAUCAGACCCACUGUUACCUCAUGAAGUUCAAUGUGAUGUGGCCUGUCUAACCUACGACGUCAACAAUCCAAAGUCUUUUGAAUACAUCGCUAGAAUAUAUAUUAAAUAUUUUGCUGAAAGCAAAAUUCCCGUUUUGAUCGUGGCGAGUAAAGAUGACUUGGAGGAAGUGAGGCAAGAGUACCUUUUGCAACCGGCAGACUUUUGCCAAAAAUACAAAAUUUUACCUCCGCAGAAGUUUAGUGUCAAAGGACAUCACAAAAGGGACGUUUUUGUGAAGUUGGCGACAAUGGCAGCUUUUCCUCCUUUACGCCGAAUGGUUCAUAUGUUACUGUUACGUCCGCAACCCACAGAAUGGUUGAACAUUUUUUACAGAAAUUUCCGAGACUUCGGCGUGAUUGUCAACGACACGACAGUGUGGUGGAAAGCGGGCCUUAGUCUCGCUGCAGUCACUGCUUUCGGUCUCCUGGUUGCUAAAGUACUUCACACGGAUAAAAUACGAUGAACGAAUAUUGUACAAAUAAAUGAUUAAGUUCGUAGUGAUUUGAUUUCGUUUGUAUUUAUGUAGUUAUUUGUAUUUUUGCUUUUGUUCUAAACGUAUCAGUAUUUUAUCCUGUAUGAUUCUUCCGAAUGAAUAGCAAUUUGUAUAAAAAUAUUAAGCUUGACGAAUUUCUUUUAUCUGGUAUGCCAAUUUAAACUUGACUUAUGUCCUUUCGUAAAAAAGACUCCUGAAGUUGUAUUUAGCAGGUGGUUGUAUAUGUUAUUUUGUGAUAUCAGGUCCGUUAGCAACUUGAUGAAAAAUACGCAAAAAAAAAUCGUGCAAUCACGAGUAAACGGUUGAUGCCAAGUUCUGCCAUGAUGUCAAUCAAAGCUUUUCUAAAGACCUCCAUACACGUGCGAACAUAUUGAGCGAACUUGGUGUGCAAACAGUUCGACCAUCUAUGGAGCUGUUAAUUUGUGCAAACACAGCUUGUUUGAGUGUUUGUUUGACGGUUUGUGCAAACUUUGGGCUAGUCAACUCCUGCUGCUCUCUAUUCCGUGGUUGCAAACGAAGUUUCGGUAAUUUCAGCUCUUCAAAGGAGACACCGCUUACAAGGUAUCUUAAAGUGGCCAACAAUCUCAGUUCUGGAGAUAUUGCGUCUCAUGACCGUGUUGUUUUUCACUAUGAGCGGUGUCACCAUUUCGAGUAGCUCGCUGAACGAAGCUGCGUCCUUUCGAAGAUAGUUUUUGUAGUCCGCAGCUGACGUUAUUUUGAGCUCUGUGACCCGGCAGUUAUGACUGAAUUCGCUCCUCUUCUGGAGCCAACUCUUUACCCACACUAUUUGCUUUCUUUAACUUUUAACCUUUUAACACCACAAAACGAUAUGAUGCGCAACAGGUUGCUACGUGUAUCUGCUAGCGUUUGUACAAACACCGAGUUUGUCCAAAUUGUUCGCACGUGUAUGGGGGGCUUAAGAGAAAAUAACAGGUUAUGAAUACAUUGAUCAUGUUUACACAGUAGAUAGUCAAGAGCUUCGAUAGCCAUAGAGCACCAUACUUCUGUGCGUAAAUGUUGUUCUGUGCCUGUUAACACUGUGUGCUAUAUGUGGCUAGGAGCCUUACAGGAUGUUUCCUAAUUGAAGGUCAAUAUUCGAGGCGGCGAUUUUUCAGUCCAUGAAAACUUGUAUUUCUUGACUUUUGAGAUACAGUGUAGUGGAGUCUUAAAAAAAAAAUAAUAUUUGCAAUUCCUCUUUAGAUAUUUUGGCAUACAUGUACUAUGUAUGAAGAGACGUAUUUAUUUACAUUUGCCUAUUUUGGCAAAGCGUUGAUGGUACGCCACUGAUUUCUCUUAAAAUAAAAAUAGUUCUGGAAGUCUCGAAAUUUCGUUAGUAAGACAGUAUCGCUAUGUAAAGAAAUGGCUGUUCUUUUUUGGAUGCGUCAGACUAAAAAAAUAUUCAAAUAUUUUUGUAAAGUCACUGGCACGUCACUUCAUUCAGGACUAUGUUAAUUGGGUAGACACUGGUGGCAAAUUAAAAAAAUAUAUAGUAAAUUAAAAAUGCCUCGCGGCACGUAGUAGUACGUGUAUGCCAAACUUCUUUAAAAUAUAGAAAGUGGUAUUUACAGAUAUUAAUAAUAAACUAUUUAAUUUUUCGAUUACUUCACCACCAGGCAUCUCGAAAGUUCAUAUAAAGUUUUCCAGAUUCAAAAAUCGCUCCCUUAACUAUUUACGUACAAUUAGAAGUAUAAUUGCUUGGCUACCUAUGGUGUAAACAUAGCCCUGUUAAAUAUUGAUGUCACCAAUUUUUGGAGUGAUAACAGUAUCAAAGAAUGUGUAGGAUCAACAAAUCGGAAAUUAGCAGUCUAAAAAAAUGGAAUUCCAGUGAUUAGAAUAGAAGACUGUAAAUAUAGCAAUUAACCCUAGUCCAGAAUUUGGGAUGUCAAUAUAUCCAGUUCAACAAACCCUUGUUUAAUAAAAAGUAACAAAAAUGCAAGCAUUUAAACAAGGAUGAUGCACUAUGUUGAGUUUUCCAUUGGUAUUAAUAAUUUCUUUUUUUGUGACUAUUGUAACCACACCAAAUUCGAGUCCGAAUUGGCGUUAUUUCAUGUACAUUUUUUUCCAUCCGUAAAGUCGGUAUUUGCGGCUCAUCCUGUAGUAGUCGAUUAUUUGCAUAUAUUGUAUUUCAACCACUUCACCUCGUUUGUUUUGUAUUUUUGAACGUAUACAAGGGUUUGAAGAAAAAAUACAAUCAGAUAUCAUACCGAUUCUAAUAUAUUGACAUGUAAUGUGGAUCAAAAGCUAACAUAUAUAUUUUAUAGAAUUUGUAGUCUAGUCGUUCCAUGAAAUAUACGCAGCCUUUUUGUAAUAUUUCAACAACUGCUCUGCUGUAUUUUUGUUUUGAUGGACUGAAAAAUGUUCAUGAAGUUUGUAAAAUAUUAUUUCUGAUGAUUAUUAAAUGAUUUUUCUUCACUAA
Acanthoscelides obtectus is the source of this 4814-nucleotide messenger RNA. The record is from the annotation of a GenBank genome assembly. NCBI's taxonomy places the organism in Eukaryota, Metazoa, Arthropoda, Insecta, Coleoptera, Chrysomelidae.